CCCACACUGAGUCAAGAUGUUCUCCACCUGGAAAAGAUCGAUGUUCUUGUCUUUUCAUGAGGACCCUGUGCCCACCACGGCCUCUUUUAGAUGCCUCCAGCUGGGCCACUCCAUGCCCACACACUCUGUGUGCCCGCCCUGGGCUCUUCUGUAACGGCGUUUACACCCUUGCCCGCCAACGUGAGCUUGACCACCUGCUGGAUCCGCCGGAACAUGAGCAGACCCAGUGACACGCCGAGGCUUCUUCUCUCUGUCCCCUUGCACCCAGCCCUCCCUGGGCACCAGGCAGGCAGGCACCCCCUCCGUAUUUGCAGAACACAAGGAGGAACACACAGGCCCGCGCUCAUCCAGGAGCAAGGGGCUACAACGGGCUUUGAAUGAUGGAGGGACACAAAGCAGACAGGUAGGGGAGGAGAGGCCAUUGCCAGCAAAUGCCCACAGGAAGACAAGUCCGGAAGCACCAGGGAGCCUGCCAAUCACCGCUCGGCCGCAUCAGAAGCCCCAGCAUCGGGAAGUGGCUCUGGGUGUUACAAGCAGGACUGUGGAGUCUGUGAAUUCCCAGGGACUGGGGUGUAGUCCUUUGGAAUGACAAAAUCCAGUGCUCUGGAAUAGCAAUCUAACACAGGCAUUGACAGAAGGACGAGAGUGAGAAAGCAAGAUUUGUUGGGAAUUCCGUGUCGUAGACGUGUCUGCGGCAUGAGAGACUAACACUGAUGACAGAAGGAAGGCUUGGACAGAGGGGACAGAGAGCUCGAUGAGCCUUUGGUUCAGGUCAGAAGGUGCCCAGCUUUGGCUUCUUUCCUGUGUCUGCAAGUCGAGUUAAGAGUAGGGACCGCACGUGUGACUGUGGUGGCUGAGCAGGAACCCUGAGUACGCUUGGGUUCUAGAAGUUACCUGCAGAGAUGUUCCCAAUGAAAUGUCCUCGCAGAAGCUGCUCGAUGUGACUAGGAGAGGACACAGGGUGGCUCCGGGGUUUAGCGACUGGAGAACUGUGUAUGUCACAGUGGGGACUGUGACCCAUGAGUCCCCAAGUCCCUCAAACUCCACCCCACCUUCCCUGAAUAUGCAUCGAAGCCCAAGCUCACCCGGAGCUCAGGAGACACAGCUGCCUAGAGUCCCAGCACUCGCCUCAGGGACAGUCCCCAAGAGGGAGGACCCGUCCCACCAAGCCAGACAGGCUGUCCAAUGUUCACAGACGGCAGUCCUGGGAACCCUGCCAGCCACCUCUUUGUGCCUCCUUGUUGCCCUGUUCUCCCCACACAUGCUCCCCACAUCCCGCAGGACACAGAGGACCCUCAUCCCCCUCCAGGGUUCCCCCAUCCUCCACAUUAUAGGGGUCUGUACCCCUUCCUAGAUGGGGGGUUCCCUCAUCUUGCCUUCAGUCCUGGGAAAUCGAGCUCCUCUUCCCACAGGUUUGGGGUUCACGCUCCCUGUCCUCAGCCUCCCAGAAUUCAGGCACCCUCUCCCCACUGCCCCAGAAGUAGAAGGAGACUCUCCCCUCCCUGGGACCAAGACCCACUUCCCAUUUCCCACUCGGAGUGAGCAACAGUGGGAACAUCCAUUUUCUUUAGAGAACAUUCCAUCUCACCCCCGGGCGAGGCCCCAUGGCUUUGGCAAGGCUGCCACGGAGUUAUCUCCCAAGCCUCAGCUCAGUCAUCCUCUAGCAAAUGAGUCACGGGGCCCGGCCACACACCGUCCCCUUGUCCUCAUGGGCCAUCCCCUGCCCCAACGUGUGCAGGGCCAGGGUCGGACCCUGAGACCUGAUCUCAGGGCCUGGACAGGAAGGCAUCCCAUAAGAACAGAUACAGUCCAGUCUAAACGCAUAUGGAAGGGAGAAAAAAAGGCAGCAGCUUUCCAGAAAGGGUUUCUCUGGGGAGACCCCAAUCCUCAUCACUAAUCAGGAAGAAAUGGGACUUGGAGCCUCUCUCUGAUGAAAAUCUCCCCCAAACAAUGUCCGACACUCACCUAACACCCACGUUACUAAAAAUAAAAAAAAUUAAAAAAAAUUAAAAAGUCCCAAGUCUCCCCUGAUGGGAGGCGGCCUUCCCAAAGAUAAACUCCAGAGGCUACUGAAUCUUGGAAUCAUCUUCUUCUUUGUCUUCUACUCCCAUGACUUUAAUACGUCUAGCAUAUUAGAAAACUGCUAGAGAAUUCUAAAGUGCCUAUUGUCCCCACCGAGGUGUCAGUACAGACAAAGGAAAGAGAGAAGACCAGAUUCUGAAGACAAAGGGGCGUGUUCUGCUCCAGAGAGGCUGGGUUCAAGGUAACGUCCCAAGGGGACAUGGAGCACCCCAGAGGCAGACUAAGGAAUGUGGAGGGCUGGGACCCUGAGAUUCGGGGAUCCCCUUUCCAGAAGCCAGAAUUUAAGCCCUGACAUGGAUGCGUUCUCCUGCGUUUAGGGAAGGACUCUGAAAUGUCUUAAUUUUCUAAGAGGGCGGAUAAGGAGCACUGCAGUUAAAGGCUCUUGAAACUUGACUCUCAAAGAAAGCCAGACAUGUCUUACGGACUGAACACGAGGUCUUGAGUAGUUCAAGUUGACAGAUGCAAUGUGCAUUGAAGAAUGGGCCUCGGAGCCGCCCGGGAAGAUUAGGGAAAGUGCAUCUGCUCUUACUCAACUCUGGACCCCGCCUGAGUCCAAUUUUUCCUAGCUCACUGUUUGUUUAGUGGGCUCCACACUAACGGGUUCUUGGCCAUGGAUCCUUCAGGGCCGAAAUUUAGAAGGAGGCAUUUAAGGAAAGCUGUUGCAAAACCUCGGGCAGGAAGGACCCCGUGGUCAAUGGGGCUGUCAUCACUCAGUGUCCGCGGAGGCUCAUGGGGGCUCAGAAGGAGGCCAGGAUGCAUUUUAAGUGCAUGUUGGCCAACACAGCACUCCUGGGCUGUCCGGGCUUCCCCAGAUGUCGCCAAUGUGAGGAGGUGUGGGAGCAGAAUUCCUGCCAGCCCCCCAAAUGCAGAGCAGUUUUCCUUUUAAACCCCAGUUUGCUUCUUCCUUUGAAAGACUCACUCUUUUCGGCAAUCCCUCCAGUGACCUCAUCGGAGAGGAGGUUGUAUAAUUCAAGGCCGCAGCAUUUCCACGGGGCUUCUCAGUACAGAACAUACCUCUGAGGGCUGCUCUCGUCAUUGGGAAAGUCAGCUGAAGCUGUGAACUCUUUCCUUUCCUGGGAACUGACAGAACAAGAGUAUCCUGACUCUUCCGCACGCUCUGGGUCAGGGCUCCGGAGCGCUUCAGGUCCCGGUGGAUGGCGUCCCGGAGCCUGCUGGAGUCCCUGUUGCUGAACCGGAGCCGGCUCUCGGCGCCCAAUGCCACGUCGUGCGAUGGCGCGCGGGAAGCCUGGGCCCUGCUCUACGGCGUGCUCCCCCCGUUCGUCGUCAUCGUCUGCAUCUGCAGCCUGCUGGGGAACCUCUUCGUGCUGUCCGUCUUCCUCCUCCCGCGGCGGCGCCUGAGCGUGGCCGAGAUCUACCUGGCCAACCUGGCCGCCUCCGACCUGGUGUUCGUCCUGGGCUUGCCCUUCUGGGCGGAGAACAUCGCGCACCAGUUCCGCUGGCCCUUCGGCGGCCCCCUCUGCCGCCUGGUCAAUGGCGUCAUCAAGGCCAAUCUGUUCAUCAGCAUCUUCCUGGUGGUGGCCAUCAGCUGGGACCGCUACCGCGUGCUGGUGCACCCCAUGGCCAGCCGGUGGCGGCGGCAGCGGCGACGGGCCAAGGUCACCUGCCUGCUCAUCUGGGCGCUGGGCGGCCUCCUGAGCGUGCCCACCUUCCUGUUCCGCUCCGUCCAAGCCGUGCCGGAGCUGAACAACUCCCACGCCUGCGUGCUGCUGCCGCCCGGCGGGGCCUGGCCCUGGGCGAGGAUGGUGGAGCUGAACGUGCUGGGCUUCCUGCUGCCGCUGGCCGCCAUCGUCUUCUUCAACGCCCACAUCCUGGCCUCCCUGCGCGGGCGGGCGGAGGUCCCGGGGACGCGCUGCGGGGGCCCCGCGGGCGGCAAGAGCACGGCCCUCAUCCUCACGCUGGUGGCCGCCUUCCUGGUGUGCUGGACCCCCUACCACUUCUUCGCCUUCCUGGAAUUCCUCUACCAGGUGCGGGCCGUCCGGGGCUGCUUCUGGGAGGAUUUCAUCGACCUGGGCCUGCAGUAUGCCAACUUCUUCGCCUUCACCAACAGCUGCCUGAACCCCGUCAUUUACGGCUUCGUGGGCCGGCUUUUCCGGACCAAGGUCUGGGAGCUCUACCAGCAGUGUACCCCUCGGAGUCUUAGUCUGGGGUCCUUGCCCCACAGGACGGAUGUUCUCCCACAUUUCUGGCAGAAGAAAAACAGCAGGGAGCCGUGAAGCGUGGCUUCCUUUUCAGUAAUUUCGGACAUGAUAGAUGCUGUUGUCGCGGGCUCUGGAUGGAGCGCACCCUGCCCCCUGGCCCCCCGCAGAAAUGGGCAGGACCUCAUCCCUGGAAACUGUUGCGUGUUUUUCUCUGUGGGUGUGAUUAAGGUAAGGGUCCCAAGAUGGGGAGUUGAUCCUGGAUUAUCUGAGUGAGUCCAGUGUCUCCACAAAGGUCCUUAUAAGAGAAGUGGCCACGUGAGCAUCUGAGAAGGCCAUGCGACCGCAGAAGCAGGAGGCUGGAGGGACCGCAGAAGCCCAGAGCCAGGGGCUGGCUGCUGGCGCCCCUUAAGGGCCGGAAAAGGGACAGAGAUGGAUUCUCCCCUUAAGCCUCUGGAAGGAGUCGGCCCUGUAGACAUCCGGACUUGAGCCUGCUGAGAUGGACCUCAGAGGUCUGGCCUCCAGAAACUGAAGACAAUAAAGCCGUGUUGUUUCAC
Molecule: messenger RNA, 4795 nt
Organism: Mustela erminea (ermine)
Lineage: Eukaryota; Metazoa; Chordata; Mammalia; Carnivora; Mustelidae
Gene: BDKRB2
Product: bradykinin receptor B2
Exons: 4
Coding region: 3237-4316 (359 amino acids)
Biological process (GO): neutrophil chemotaxis; inflammatory response; immune response
Cellular component (GO): membrane
Molecular function (GO): bradykinin receptor activity
Source: RefSeq, a predicted model, not a curated record